AUGGAUCCCAAUGCGCUCUACAUUGCGCUCUUCAUUCGUGAUGAUCCUCCUAAACCCAACGAUUACCACUGGGCGCUCUACCACCACCGCAUCAACAGCGGCAUCAAGUACCAUAUCACCAAUGAAGGCAACGGCUGCAUUCCCGGACAUGGCCCUGAAUCGGGCACCGGCAUCCUGAAAGCCUUCCUCCUUGUGGGUCUGAUUCAGAUCGCGACCAUACCGUCCACUACUUCAGCGCAGGAGACUUUAGACCGAGUCUGUCGAAGCUACGACGGACAUCUGAACGACAACGAGAACAGGACAUGCCGGACGUGGCUACUGGAUGUGUUAAGGGAUCUACAGGAGCAGAUGGGUGUGCUAAACGGAGUUGACAUCAAAUCACUAGAGAAAGAAGCGAUGGACUGGGGCAAUCACUACGCAUAUGAGGCCUGCCAAAACGUCCAACCAAGACCAAUCGUCGAUCCCCAAUCCGCCACCCUCACCAACAUAGAGGUCCUGGCCUAUCUAACGGCCAACCCACCACGGCGACCACCGAACCCACCGCCGAACUCCAGAAACUGGGUUCCCAGUCCGGAUCUACGAGACCACAAUACCGUUGUUAAGGAGAUCCACAACUACGUCACCCGACUCUCCCCCCAUCUCCUCAACUACCCCAAAUACACGAACCUCACCCCCGCCCAAAUACAAGCUCAGGCACAGUCGACCACAACAACAGCCAUCCCACCAUCCCAGAUCAACGCCCCCACGCCGCUCGACCAUGCGCUCCGGGAGCUCGUCACCAGGUUACAACCCUACGGGCUGACCAAGGGUGAGGUGCUGAUGAUCGUGAACCUGGGGGUGGGGUUACAUGCACCGGCGACGGAAGGCGAGGAUGGUGAAGAGGCGGGUGAGGGAGGGGAAGAAGAAGAAUAUGAUGAGAAUGCGGAACAGCAAGUUAAUGGUGGAGAGGAUACGAAUGGGAUGAUGGAGGUGGAUGGGGCCGAGGAAGGACAGGCAGGUGAGGGGGAAAUACCAGAAGAGGAUUACGGGGCGUUGGCGCUGUUGGAUACGGUGAUUGAGGAGCGCGAGGAGAGAUUGAGUAAUGAGGAUGUGAACAAUGUUUUGGCGAUUAUUCGGGAGACGUUGGGGUCGGGGAUGAAGGGAUCGGAGGGGGAGGGGAUGGAUGAGGAGGGAUAG
Messenger RNA from Aspergillus vadensis CBS 113365, 1176 nucleotides. RefSeq lists its product as uncharacterized. Gene Ontology annotation, biological process: transcription initiation at RNA polymerase III promoter. The transcript is spliced from 3 exons. Bases 1 to 1176 code for a protein of 391 amino acids. The record is from RefSeq and is a predicted model, not a curated record. NCBI's taxonomy places the organism in Eukaryota, Fungi, Ascomycota, Eurotiomycetes, Eurotiales, Aspergillaceae. Gene Ontology annotation, cellular component: RNA polymerase III complex.